UAUAAUGCUCGCACCUCAAUAUGGUAUUUUAUACAUAUAAUUUAUAUUUUGAAAAUAAGUGAUUUAUAGAAUUUAUAAUAAACGUCUUACUGAUAAAGUCGAUGAAGGCGUAUAGGAGACAGCAGUAGAGCGUAGACUACAGUAGAGUGUAGACUACAGUAGAGUGUAGACUAGAGGCUCUCACACCACACAACCAGCUGCAGUUAACAUUGUUAAUGUGUUGUGUUGCCUCCAUGGUUAUCUCACCAGUUCACACCAAUGUUAAAUAAGAAAGCAAGAUAAACAAUAGAGUAUAGCAAGCUAAGCAAGACUAACUUGUGUGGGAACAGCAAUGAAAGUUCUGCAAUGUCAAUUGGUUGGCACAAUCCACACAGUUCUAUACAUUGCAUUAUAUUUACUUCAUUAUACAGAUGGCAAUGUGGGAGAUGAUUGUGAACAAGGGUGUGGUACUAAGGAGGAGUGUGUCGACAACCUUUGUCUCUGUGAUGCUGACCACGAGCUAUCUCUGGACUCUGAUUUCACAUUAACUUGUAGUAGAGUAAUUCCAGGACAUAUAAGUAUAUGUAACAACACGCGUUGCAACAACAUAUCCAACUGCAGCAUAGAAGAUCAGUCUCUCGCUCUUAAUGGAAAAUGUAGAAAAGUAAAGCUACAAAACAUUAAGAAGAGAUGCUAUAGAGGAGAAUUAUCGGAUGUGGUUCGCAUCUGUGACUACACAAAACAUCAGCUUUGCAAAUCAGGGCAAUGCAUAUGCAACAAACACUACUGGUAUGACCCUGAACUUAACGCCUGUGACCUGAAAACUAAUUAUCUUGCUAAGAAUAAUAUAUCAGAAUACCGUGUAAAACCUGGUGUGUAUUGUGCAGAUCAUAACGACUGUAUUAGUGGUCUCCAGUGUUCCUACUUAGCUUGUGCCUGCCCAAAUGAGUGCAAAUACCGUAAGAAGGAAGAAGUAUGUGAUUGUGGCAGUACGACUCCUGCAGGACCUAUUGCAGUGGGUGUCAUCGGUGGCAUUAUCAUCAUAAUAUUCUGGUUCAUAAAAAUCAGGAGCACAGUCAGAGAGCAUUUUCAAACCAAAAAACAUUAUCCAGUGACUAUAAUGAUGAAUGAAACUGGUGUCAUUCCUCAGUCAACAGAUAAUCCUAUACCUGUUUGUGAUGCACAAGUUUCUGCAUUACCACAUGAAGAAAGACCUCCAACAUAUGAGGAGGCAAUAGUAGACAGACCAACAAGAGUAUCAUCUUGAGCUAUCAGUGUACUCCAAAACAUAAGUACUAUAUGGUACUUAACUGUCAGUGACUGGAAAAUGACGUCCAGCUCUCUAUACUUUGCGUCCUAACUUUUUGUACCCGGUUCAUUUAUUUUUUUAAUCUUUUAAUAUUACAGUAUAGUUCUGUAUUGUAUUUUCACUUAUUCCAUUGCAUUCCACUUGAUUAUCCAUACAGCAUAUAAUUACUUACCUGAAUUUUACUCAUUAGCACAACCACUUUGACUGGACGGUAGAGCGACGGUCUCACUUCAUGCAGGACGGCAUUCAAUCCCCGACCAUCCAAGUAGUUGAGCACCAUUCCUUCUCCCCAUCCCAUCCCUAAUCCUAAUCCUGACCCCUUCCAAGUGCUAAAAAGUCGUAAUGACUUGGCACUCUCUCCUGAUAAUUAAAAGAAAAAAAAAAUACAUUAGCAUUUACAGUUUCCACCCAUAUCUUUUUUCUGUUACAAAUUUGCGCUCAGGUAAUGAAUACGGGUUUUAGUGCCUGAGCCUAUUGAGACUGUGCAUGUUAGCUUAUUAAGUAGUUUAUUAAUGUUGUAACUUGCUUAGUUAAUUGAAUGUUCAUGGUUCAGCUCCUAAGUUCAUUAUGUGCUGCUGUAAUCAUUCCACCACUGAUUACAGGAUAGUCAUAGGGAGCACAAUAAAUUUACUAAAUUAAAAUGUGACUUCUCCAUUGUAGUGUUAACUCUUUGAAUACAAUGUGACAUGAUGAUUAUACAGAAUUUAGUGAUACUUUAGCUUUACAAUUUAUCUUUCCUCUGAAAUGAAAUGUGUAGUCCUUCCCUGUUCACGUCAUAUCAUUAAAUUUUUAUUCUAUCAUUAUCCCUUUUCCCAUUUCCUUGGGUGGGGAGGCAACAGCCAAGAGGGAGAAGGUAUAUAAUAUAGUGAGGGAAAAGGUAUAUAUAGAGGGUAUAUAGAAAGGUAUAAUAGAGGUAUAUAGAAAGGUAUAAUAGAAGUAUAUAGAAAGGUAUAAUAGAGGUAUAUAGAAAGGUAUAAUAUAGAGGGGGAGACGGUAUAUAAUAUACAGUAGUGGUGAAGGUUAUAGAUGAUUUAGAAAGAAAAUAUUACAUUAUUAUAUAUAAACAAGCCCCAGUACACUCCUUCGUAUGACCAGGUGUACAGUACUACUUGUAAAGUGUCAAGUACUGUACACACACAGAUGCUUCCCAUCUGCUGGACUAUGUUGACAAAAAUAAUGUCAUAAUAAAAGCUAGAUUUGUAGUUAAAUUUUUAGUUAGGUUUGAGAGAAAUCGGACUAAACAAAAAGAUUUUGUCCGAUAAAUUCAAAUUAAAAAAUUAAAUUUUUGAGUUCUUACUUUUACUACUUUGUUAGUUUUAAUCCAAUUUUGAGAAAAUUAAUACACAAAACAAGCUUUAUAAAGUAAUGAAUUUAUAUAUUGCUUAAUAAACCUUUUAUCUGAAUAUUUUUUAAGUCAAAAUAUAAUAUUUUGUAUUAAUAUAAGAUGUAUAUUUCUGAAUAAUAAUAAAUUUUGGUAAAAAAUUA
Molecule: messenger RNA, 2773 nt
Organism: Procambarus clarkii (red swamp crayfish)
Lineage: Eukaryota; Metazoa; Arthropoda; Malacostraca; Decapoda; Cambaridae
Source: RefSeq, a predicted model, not a curated record